AUGGAAAAUAGCACCGAGGUGAACGAGUUUAGACUCUUGGGGCUGACUGAUAUUCCAGAGCUGCAAGUCCCCCUCUUCAUAAUGUUCACGCUUAUUUAUUUCAUCACCCUCAUUGGAAACCUAGGGAUGAUCACGUUGAUUCUGCUGGACUGUCAUCUCCACACUCCGAUGUACUUUUUCCUUAGUAAUCUCUCUUUGGCUGACUGUGUUUACUCCUCUGCUGUUACUCCCAAAGUGAUGGCUGGGCUUCUCACAGGGGAGAAGAUUAUUUCCUAUGGGGGAUGUGUUGCUCAAAUGUUCUUCUUUGUGGCUUUUGCCAGUGUUGACUGUUUCCUCCUUGCCGUCAUGGCCUAUGACCGUCAUGCGGCAGUGUGUAAGCCCUUAUGUUACACCACCACCAUGACAGCCAGUGUGUGCACUCAGAUGGUGAUAGGCUGCUACCUCUGGGGCUUUAUUGAAUCAGCCGUCCACACUGGGUUCACCUUCUGCCUCUCAUUCUGCCGUUCGAAUGUGGUCCAUCACUUUUUUUGUGAUAUCCCCCCAAUGCUGGCUCUUUCCUGCUCUGACAUCCACAUGAAUGAAAUUGUGCUCUUUAUCUUAGCAUCUUUCAAUGUGUGUUUUGCCCUCAUAGUUAUCUUGACUUCCUACGUGUUUAUAUUCAUUGCCAUCCUGAGGAUGCGUUCAGCAGAAGGACGGACGAAAGCCUUCUCCACCUGUGCUUCUCACUUCACUGCCGUCACCAUAUUCUAUGGAACUGUAAUCUUCAUGUACCUACAACCCAGUUCUAGUCAUUCUAUGGACAAUGACCAAAUGGCAUCUGUGUUUUAUACAAUAGUAAUUCCCAUGUUGAACCCAAUGGUCUACAGUCUAAGGAAUAAAGAGGUUAAUAAUGCUUUCAAAAAAGCCAUUGAGAAGUUGAAGAUCUUGUUCAGCAUAUAA
Molecule: messenger RNA, 939 nt
Organism: Otolemur garnettii (small-eared galago)
Lineage: Eukaryota; Metazoa; Chordata; Mammalia; Primates; Galagidae
Product: olfactory receptor 5B2-like
Exons: 1
Coding region: 1-939 (312 amino acids)
Biological process (GO): sensory perception of smell; G protein-coupled receptor signaling pathway
Cellular component (GO): membrane
Molecular function (GO): odorant binding; olfactory receptor activity; G protein-coupled receptor activity
Source: RefSeq, a predicted model, not a curated record